This is a messenger RNA of Soboliphyme baturini, 450 nucleotides long. NCBI's taxonomy places the organism in Eukaryota, Metazoa, Nematoda, Enoplea, Dioctophymatida, Soboliphymatidae. The record is from the annotation of a GenBank genome assembly.
UUGAGGCAUGACACGUUUCGCAUUGUUUUAGAUCGAAGGAAACAAACGUUGGCAGAUAUUUCGGGCAUAAUCUUCAAGCAAGUGAAUACCAUUGAUGGGCUUGAUUACUGGAUCGCCAAAUUGCAACCGCAGUAUCAGUUCAUUUUCGUUCUGUAUUGCGGAUCGCGGGAACGUGAUGGCUUAAGUUGGUGUCCGCAGUGUAGAGCCCUCGAAGAACACCUCGUCGAAGUGGCACCCACGUUGCCAGACGAUUUGGUGCUUAUUUAUGUUCAAGUCGGAACGUACGAAGAAUGGAUCGACGACAAGAACGCCUUCCGAACGAGUCAAUCCACACAUGUGCAAAAUGUCCCCACGUUAGUAAAUUUUAGAACGGGUCAGCGCCUGACUGAAUAUGAGUGCUCUAAUUUUGCGAAUGUUGAUAAGUUCCUCUACCGGUUACAAGUGGAAUAA